This is a messenger RNA of Impatiens glandulifera, 547 nucleotides long. Its product is annotated as auxin-responsive protein SAUR36-like. Bases 80 to 547 code for a protein of 155 amino acids. Lineage: Eukaryota; Viridiplantae; Streptophyta; Magnoliopsida; Ericales; Balsaminaceae. Gene Ontology annotation, biological process: response to auxin. The transcript has a single exon. The record is from RefSeq and is a predicted model, not a curated record.
UGAUCCCUUACCCUUCUCCUUGAAGAUUUACUAAUACUUCUUUUCUUUUCUUUUCUUUUCUUUUCUUUUCUUUACACAAAUGGGUAAGAUUCACGGAUUCAGGCUUAAACGCCGACGACGAUCCGGUUAUAAACGCUACAUCCGGCCGCCGCCGAUGAACAGAGCGCGUUCAAUCUCGCGUAUAUUUAACUCUCUCAAGAAAAAAGCCAUGUCCUUUUGUUCAUGCAAACCGAGUAACUCGAGACGGGGAUAUGUUCCAUUGAACAACGCCGCUGACGACGAUAAGCUGUCGGUGCCGCCGAAAGGCUAUAUGGCUGUUUACGUCGGCCAAAGAGACGGCGGCGGCGAUGGAUUUCAUGAGUUUACGAUUCCGGUUAUAUAUUUGAAUCAUCCGUUAUUCGGAGAGUUGUUGAGAGAAUCACAGGAUGAAUUUGGGUUUAAUCAUCCUGGCAAAAUUACUAUUCCUUGUAAGGUGUCUGAUUUUGAAAAUGUUCAAACCAGGAUUGCCGCCGCCGCUGGUGGUCGCCGGAAAUUAACCAAGUGGUGA